UUAUAAAAGGAGGGGCUUCCUUCUCACCACGAUUAGAGCCAUGUCUUUGCGACUGAGGUAUUUGCAUCUUUUGGGGAAACAGCUGGGCGCUUUUCCCAAACAGAAGCGAUCGGUCCAUUCUCUAGGUAUAAUCGGUGCCCCAUUCUCCUAUGGCCAGAAACGGCGAGGAGUCGAGGGUGGGCCUCAGGCAAUCAGGGACGCCGGGCUGAUAGAUCGCUUAAAAGCUCUGGGUUGGAACCUUCAUGACUAUGGAGACCUGAAUUUCACAACUGUACCAAAUGAUACACCAUAUAAGAAUAUUCACCACCCAAGAACAGUGGGGUUAGCAAACCAGUCAUUAACUGGAGCAGUCAGUCGGGCAGUUAGAGAUGGUCACAUAAGUGUUAUGCUUGGAGGAGAUCAUAGUUUAGGAAUUGGUUCAAUCCAUGGGCAUGCCCAACAGCGUCCAGAUUUGUGUGUCAUUUGGGUGGAUGCACAUUGUGAUCUAAACACACCUCUUACAACCACAACUGGAAAUAUGCAUGGACAGCCAGUGUCAUUCCUUAUAAAAGAGCUGCAGAACAAGAUCCCAUCACUCCCUGGAUUUUCUUGGGUCACUCCUUGUAUAUCAGUUAAGGACUUGGUUUACAUUGGACUACGGGAUGUUGACCCUGCUGAAUACUACAUCCUGAAAAAUUUUGGCAUCCAGUACUUCUCAAUGAAAGAGGUGGAUCAACUUGGAAUACAGAAAGUAAUGGAAAAAACACUUGAUUAUCUAAUUGGAAAAAAGAAAAGACCAUUGCACCUGAGUUUUGAUGUCGAUGCCAUUGAUCCAUCUUUAGCUCCUGCUACUGGUACUCCAGUGAUUGGAGGACUAACUUACAGGGAAGGAAUGUAUAUUGCUGAAGAAGUGUACAACUCUGGAAUGCUGUCUGCAAUGGAUCUGGUGGAAGUCAAUCCUAAACUUGCAACUACAGAUAAAGAACUUAAUUCCACAGUAAACAUCGCAGUGGAUAUUAUUUCCUUUUCUUUAGGACAGGCACGAGAAGGAUCUCAUGGCAAAUGUGAUGAAAUACCAACUCCUGACACAACAUAUGAAACAAGUGAACAGACUGUACGGCUUUAGAACUGACUAAAGACGAGCGGGCUGUUUGUAUAAACCCAGAAUUUGGAACUCUGAGGAAGUACUUUGGGGUAUUUUAUGUAACUGCUGCCUUGCUGUACAUACUUUCUCAUUGGGAUUCUUUCAUGAGGCAUUGUGUUCUCAGACCAUUACCUAAUAUCUCACUUAUCUACAGGUAUUAUGAACAACCUACAGCUGAGCUUUUCAAACAUUCCAGUAUGUAUAGAAUUGAUUUCACUUCUCUAUUCAACUGUGUGGGGAGAGAGGUAGAUCACUCAAAACAUCAGUUCUGGCAGGAAAAAGCCAAGCCAAAUCUCUAAAGGUUCUGUUCUUAUGUAAAACUGAUUAAUACUUUUCCCCAAAACCUUACAGCGUACUUUUUUUAAUAACUUGCAUUUUUCCUCUCAACAGAAACUUGUGUUCAAGACCAAUAGGACAUGUUGCGUAUCAAAUGACUUUAUUAAAAAUUUAUGCACAUCGCUACAAUGUAGUCAUUGGCAGUAGCAUUUAAAGAACUGAUUGAAUGCAAUUUUAAACUGCUUCACCUUUGUAAAAACAUCUCCUGGAAUGGGGUGUCUUGCAGUGAAGUCCUCUAAGCAGAUUAAAUACGUGAAAAUUGUUCAUCGGUUUAUGUACUCCCAUGUAGAUAAAUCAUCUUCAACUGUGAAUCUCAAGCAUUGCAGCCUAUCUAUGCAUGCAUAACUUGAGUCAGUGCUUGCGAAAGAACUUGAGGUAUACAACGGUUCCAAGAAUUCCCACUUCCAGAAGAAUAAUAAUACCCAGUAGCAGUUUGUUUGUCAUAAUUCUAGAGAGAUCAAAACAUCAACUUUCAGGUUUGCAUUGUAAGAAUAAAUUAUUACCCUAGGUCAAAUACUAGUUUUUUGUAACAAGGCUGAAGAACAUUUCACAUAUUUAUUCCAUUAUUCAAUGAUCUGUCUAGCCUUAAAGUAGAAAGCAAUAAUUUCUGAUCUUUAAAUUUUAGGUGGGUGACUUUCUCCGGAUGCCCAUCAGAUCAGACUUGAGUAGUUUUUAGUUGGUUUUAAAAUGCCUGUUUUACAACCAGUUUGUAUGAUAAGCUUUUAUUACCCAGAUUCCCUGAAACUAUUAAGUGGGAAAAGGUGAACGUCUGUGUCUAAAGGACCAGCUUUGAAAUCAAUUCUUUAGAAUUAAAAUUUAACAAUGUCUCCGCACUCAAUUUAUGUAAAGUACAGAAAAAAUAUUUACUGUUCUAUAGUUGUUUAUACAUGGAUAGUACUGGCAGCAGAAAAUAUUCCUGGCUUCACUUUUUCCACUGGUGGUGGGGGGUUGCUUUGGAAAGUGUGAAGUACAAACUUGUCUGAUAAUAUAGUUGGCUGUCAAGAUUUGUUCACUCUUACCUUCUGGACAUGGCGCGAAGUAUUUUCCGACUUCGGCUUAAAUUCUCACCUGUGUUAAUUAGCUUCAGAACAAAAACAAAAUUGUUAUCUUGCUCCCUUGUUUUUGUUCAUAAUACACACAUUUUGAAAUUUUCAGAUGGGAGUAUUUUCUAUUUAGUUAUUUCCCAAAUAAAUUUCGUACUUGCAUACCUAAUGAAGACUUACCCUGUCUUUUGAACGUUCCAGCUGGUCUCUUUGCUCUCCAAGUUCUUCAAUUAUUUCUGAACCUAUCUGAUCAGUCUCUGCUGCUAUUCGAUGUGAACGAUCUAGGCUCUGGCUGGCUCUGUUGAGACUGUCUGUACCUUGCAAUAGCAAAGCACGUUGAGAGGCUAAGUGAUUCUGCAACAAAAUGCAGUUGUUGGAACUUACUUAAAAACUUUGGAAAAACUUUUUUUUUUAAAGUUAGACGUAGCCUAAUGAAAAGGAACAUGAAUUUUUGGAAAAACUUAAGUUGAGAUUCACAAGAUUUUGUCCAGAAAAAAUACUCAAUUUUCAACCCAAUCAAUAUGAUGCUAUACUUUGAGUAAACCCAUCCCCACAUACUCUAUUAUAUUACUCUUUGAUGGCUUUUAUCAUAUGGACAUCAUAUUAAGUAAAAAAUAAUGAGAAGCUGAAUAAAUAAGCAAGUUGACAGCAAUUUUAAAAUGAAUGACAAAAUAAAAUGUUGUGUUCCCUCUGUAAAGGCUUUACAAGGCAUACGGACCCAGCUCCUCAACAUAAUGUGAACUAACAGGAUCUUAUGAGUCUCUACAGAUUGUUUGUGUAAAUAAAUUAAUCACAAUGAAACAAAAUAUGACAGAGCUCAUGAUGCAUCUAACACCAGAAUCUUAGGGUGUCAAAUGAUCUAUCCUUCAACUAAUAUUGUAAAGUCACUGAACUCUACUAAAUAAGGUAACAUACAAAAUAUGUACUACUGGCAAGGUAAAAGAUACUGCAGAAUAAAAGGAAUGUUCCA
Molecule: messenger RNA, 3472 nt
Organism: Hypanus sabinus (Atlantic stingray)
Lineage: Eukaryota; Metazoa; Chordata; Chondrichthyes; Myliobatiformes; Dasyatidae
Gene: arg2
Product: arginase 2
Exons: 8
Coding region: 41-1105 (354 amino acids)
Cellular component (GO): cytoplasm; mitochondrion
Molecular function (GO): arginase activity; manganese ion binding
Source: RefSeq, a predicted model, not a curated record